This is a messenger RNA of Cryptomeria japonica (Japanese cedar), 4378 nucleotides long. RefSeq lists its product as uncharacterized. NCBI's taxonomy places the organism in Eukaryota, Viridiplantae, Streptophyta, Pinopsida, Cupressales, Cupressaceae. The record is from RefSeq and is a predicted model, not a curated record. The transcript has 16 exons. Bases 117 to 3623 code for a protein of 1168 amino acids.
AAUUAGCUCUCUCUGUACUUUUACAAUAUUUGAAUAAACUUUCCCGCUCUUGUUCGAUUGUCUGCUUCAUUCUCUCUGUGCUGCCCGAUCAAAGGCAUAAUUCGGAAUUGAUAGAAAUGGAGGAGGAUGAAGACAUCAGUAGGGAGGAGAAGAGAAAAUCGAUGCGCGUCAGCUUCUCUGAUAUCACUUCCGUCCAUUUCUUCGACAGAGAUGAUGAUUACCAAAGCCCCCCAGAAAAACAAUCUGCUACACCACAAGAGCAAGUGAAAGAAUUCUUUGGACCUGUGUCUUUGUGGCACAUUGGAUCCGAAAGCGCCGCGCGCUCUCUCCCGGAGCAUGACAUUACGUUGGAUUCUACCGAAUUCUCCCAGCAUUUCUCGAGGCUGGCGUCGUUGGAAACGGAAAAUUUCAGACAAGCAAGCAGUACACCCACGGAUGAGAGCUCCCAGGAGAAUCUCAUGAUCUUGACCAAUAAUUUGGAGCUGAACACACAGCCUGGUUCAGUUCAAGCCCCCAUGGAUGGCGAUAAUGCAGAGGACAUGAAUAUUAUUGGUCAAAGUCCUUCCGAACAUAGUUGUGCCAUAAUUUCUCCCAAUAUAGACGCUCUGAUGGUAGAUAGAACGCGGCAAGUUCAGUCCAAUAAGAAGCCUGAUUACAGUAAAUUGGGCUUAAAGAAAAUCAGUGGGGUUAUGGAACAGGUAAAUCUGUUUACUUCAGGUUUCAUGGUCGACAAGUCAGAGAAGAUGAAUCAAUGGUACACUAUCGACUUGAGGAAUGAACAACUUACAAGUCAAGGUACAAAUGAUGAUCACAAGUUGUUAAACUCUAAUUCUUCUUCUCAGGUAUUGAGGAAUGUCGAUAUGGAUAUCUCACCAGUCUGUAAUAAGGUCAAUAUUUCAAGUGGUUGCUAUCCACUUCAGACAAGAAAUACCCUACUAGAAUAUUGCAACAAAGGUUCAAAAAUGGGGGCAAGUGGACCAUUACAGUGUGCCAUGUCUGUUUCACCGAAAACCCACGAUCUUAUUUUUUCACCUACUGACAAUCUAUCUCUUGAAGAAUGCCAUAAUUCUGAGAUUUCUAGUCGGGCAAUAUGUCCUGAGAAGUGUCAAAAUCAAAUAUUUUCAGGUGAAUGGCGAGGCAGAGACACUGUCAAAACAUUGCAGCCACUUCUCUCUUCUUCAUCUGGUUGUGUGAGGACAGAGAAUUUAUGUCGUUGGCAAGAUGGGGAUUGUGACAACCUUAGAGGGAACAUAUUGAAGGUUAAGAAGAAACACACUAAAGAAUUUUUGGCGCCUAUUGAGCCAAGUACUGCAAUCGAAAAAGGUAGCUUAAAUGCUGCCGAUGAAUUAGAAGCCAACUGUAAAGAUCAUACAACCUUUUGUGACGAACCGCCCAAGUGUUUGAAGAAUGAAAAUGCAGAUCCUUCGUUUAAUGUUGAAUUGAAAGAUCAAGACAGAGACUCUGCACUACACACGCAGACCUCUCCAGAUUCGAAUCUCAGUGUUGCUUGCAAGUCAACUGGCCUCACAAGAUCUGUCAGAAAUUAUAGUGACACAACAGUUGCUCUAAGUGCUUCAUUAGCUAAUGGAAAUAUUUCCUUAAGACGUUCUAUACUUGCUCCUAUCUCAUUAAAUUUAGAAGACACAAGACUUUUAAGCACAAUGACUGAAGCCAAGACUCCAAUGAAAGGACAUGAAUAUAAAGAUACAGUUCCGAAAGGGCUGAAAAUGACAGCAGAUUUUGUGAAUAAAAUGUUGCCUCUAUCUCCAUUUAUAGCAAACUUCAGUUGUAAGCAAUUGGAGCAGCAGAAACUCCAAGGGCAAUUAACCCCUUGUUUGACUAAGAAACCAAUGAUGAUGCAACAGGGUAGACAAGACAUUAAUCAUAAAACAGAUGAUGGUAAGUACAUUUCAGAAACAGAUUUCUCUACACUACAAACUGAUAGCGAGGGGAAUUAUGGUAAGCACAACUGGAUUCAGAUAUUAGAGCUGCAUGACGGAAAUCCUUCAAUAAAUUUUUUUGGGAAUGGCGGCUUAACUCAUGAAAGUAACUUAGAACAAAGUAAAAUCGUGGAGAUAUCCUUCCAGUGCAUGCGUGAGUGCUCUAUUCAUUUAGCUGAAAAGCAAACUGUGGCUGGAACAACAAUGGAUGUACAGAAAGAUACAGAAAUAGCUUCGGCGAAGUUGAUUGAGGUACCAAGGGGGAGUCUUAUAGGUGUACAGGGGCUUUGUCUCCCGGUGAUCACUAAACCCAGAACUCUGCAACAAUGUUUGAGUUUUAUAUUUGCAACAAGGCCACAAAUAUGCCUGUUAGAAGAUACCGUGGAACAGCUUAAGAAAGAUAUUGCAAAGAUAAGGUCUCUGCCCAGUAUGAAAAAUCAGCUAAUCGAUGAGAAGAACCCGCUUGCAGUGAAAAAUAAACCCUGGCUUCCACGAAGCUUCAGAAUGGGACAUAUAAAAUGGUUGCAGCAAAUACUUGCUUAUGAGAAGUUCAAGUCCCGGUUGCUGCUGGCCAAAGAAGAUGAACUCAAGAAAAUAGUCCAAAAUUUACAAUCGGGGCUACAGGCGGUAGAGAAUUUGAAAGUUAAGGCCCUUUGUUUGGAUAAGAAGGCUUUGUUAGAAAAACAGAUUGAUUCCUCUGUAAAGAAUCGCAAUUCCUCUGUAAAGAAACUUGCGAUUAAUGAUGAAAGAAAGGAUCCCACUCAGGCACUUAAAGUAGACAUCGAGAAGCAGAUUAAAUCAUUUGCAAGUAAGAAGGCAGAUUAUGAGGGGAAAUUGAACGAAGUUCAAAAGGAGAAUCUGGAUUCAUGUGAAAAAGUAAUAAUAAUGAAGCAAGAACUUAAUGUCCUUGAUAGCAAGAUAAGGGAUCUUUGUGAACUCUACUCUACUGUUUGCAGUGGGAAUCACAUUCCUAAAAAGGAAAUCAUACGCUCCCUCGAAUACAAUGUCAAAACUGCAAAUAAGAAACUCCUUAAUCUGCUGGAUAUGCUGCUCUGGAAAUUGAAGAAUAUUAAAAGUAAGCCCAAAGAGCAUUUUAUUGAGCUUAAUUACUUGGACAUUAUUUGUCAAAGGUUUUGGAUCAAUGGGGACGAAAAAUUUGCAAAAGCAUCUACUGGUUAUAGCAUUAGCUAUGAGACUGUUGAAAGGGUUUUUCCCUUUAUGAGUGCAUCCGUAGCAUUUGAUGUUGUCUUUGCAUCAAAGCAGAGUUUCAAGGCUGUAGAUGUUGGUGCGUUAUGGCAAACAAUCCAGGAGAUGAGCUUUCUCUUUGGUUCAUUGAUAGAUGUGCUUCAAGAAGUACAGUUAUGUCGGACAAAAUUUGAAAAUCUGUCUUUUGCUCGUUUUCAUUGUGUAGAUGGUUCUGAGUUGCACUUGCAGUUGACAUUUCUCAAAUAUACAUCUGGACUGAAAGUUGUAGUUAUACUUGACAUGAAAGACCUCAAAUGUGGCAUGUGUCCGUGUGAUGUUCUUCCAUUUCAAUUGGAGCUUGAUCAACAUGGACAACAAACUAAAUGUACAUUAACAGCUGAAGAAAUAGAGGAAUCAAUUAAAAGUUUAUCAUCAGGAUUUUCAAGGCUAAGGAUAAUUUGUGAAUGUAUAUCUAACCUUAUAGAAUCUAAGGAAUGAAUCUUAUGAAAAAUCUUUAAGUUUUAAUCGACCUAAUUUGUUUGAUUGCCAUACUUACAGGAUUUGGCUGCACUCUGUGCGUUUUUAAGGCUUUGCUUUGAAAAGCCUGGUAUUUAAUCUGUACUAUUGAACUCCAAAUUUUUGCAGUAAUCAAAUUCCUAUUGAUUAAUGAUUAAGUUAACUUAUCGCCAUCUGAAGAUAUAAUAACAGAACGUUUUCUGCCAGUGCAAUUUGUGCCCAAUUCCAAAUUUGACCAUUUUUUUUAAUUCAGUUUCUCUUGUAUCUUUAACCAAGAACAAAUUUGAAUUUAAACAACAGAGCUAAAGAAGAAAUACCCUUUGAAUUUUCUCAUUCCUUAUUGCUAAUAACAUGGAUUGCGAUAAUAACAUGGAUUGCAAUUCACGCAAGACAUCUUUGUUUCUGGGAGGAAAAAACUGUGAAAAUGGCGGUUAAUGUCUGCAGAGGUAAUAAAUUGGGUUGAAAGCAAAGGUGGUGAGGGAAGCUAAAAUAUAAUUGUAGUUACAAUGAAAACAAUAUGCUUUGCCGUACAUCGUAUUGGUGGGAAUGUUCGUAUGCUGUCCCUCAUUAUUCAUUUGCAAGCGGUAUUUUACCUACGCGAAGCAUCAGUUUCCUUAAGCCAUUACGGCUAGAUUAUAUUUCUUUCUGUACGUUGUAAGCAUUUUUAUUUGUAUAUGGAGAUCGACUUUUAUUUCUGUAUAGAUGAGCUAUUAGGUCUGUCUGCGGGUUUAUAAAAU